CCCCGAGGGGAAACCAUAAGACAGCGACGUCGCGAAAGGCUGUUGCGCGAUAGGAGAACGGUGGAAACCAUCGAAACUUCCACUCCCGAUCGCCGUUAACGCCCACCUCCGCCGUCCUCCGCCGUCGUCCGCCGCCGCCGCCGGCGCGAUCGCAUUGCGCCGCCUGCUUCCGAUGACCCGAUCGGGGCCUCGCCACCGCUUCUCGCCGUAGCAGCAGCGUCGUCGGGACUCCAGGUCGGAGGCGGCUUCUUCUUCUUCUCCUCCGAGCCGCGCCGCGCCGGGGGGGCUGGGGCUGGGGGCGGUGUUCUGCGGUUGUUGGCGUGGGGGGCGAAAUGGAGGCGCUGAUCGAGCUCUGCGACCUCAUCGCGCAGAAUCCGGCGCAAUUCGCCGAUAAGCUGGCGUGGAUUUGCGGCAGAUGCCCCCAAUCCGAGUCCGUCCUCGCCGGAUCUCGUAGGGUCUCGCGUCCGCACCUCAAUGCGGUCCUCGCCGUCGCGCGUUUCCUCUCCAAGUCCGCCGUCGUGCCCGACAACCGGCCGUACGCGGUCGUCCUCGAGUUCCUGCGCUUGAUUCCCUCCUCCUUCGACGUCUCCUUCUGGCCGCAGUCCUUCAACAGCGAUGCCGUCGCUUCCUUCUUCAUGGAUUUCUUCGAUUACCUCUCGAAAGCCGCCGAAUUGUCGCCGGAUUUCGCCGUCGAGGUCGCCGCCUUCACCAGAGACAAUGUGGUCGCGGCAGUCAGCCGCAGUGGAGACAAUUCCGCGAUCUCCAGGGCUUUUCUGGUGGCUAUCUCGCAAAAUUUCCCGGCGGUUCUGCAGUCGGAUGGCGAUACGUUAGUGAGGUACCUGCUCGAGCAGCUGGCCUUGCCGGUUCCGCUGCCUCCUUCACCGCGGGAGCAAAUGCAGGUGAAUUCGGAAACGUCAUCGGCACAGAGUUCGCCAUUGAGUGCCAAUGCAAACCAUUAUCAUGUUAGUGAGAUUUCGAGUCCGAAUGAAGUCAGCGGUUCAUCGAGUGGUGUGGCUUCGAGGCUUGUAGAUGAUUCGGCAAGUGCAUCGUCCAGGGCGUCUGGAGCAAUGAACGGUGGGAGCAUGGCGGGAGGUUACAGUAAUGGGGGCGGCGUUGCAGCUUUGUUCAGGCAGCAAGUUGCUUCAUUUGAAGAAGAGUCUGUUGAGAGCCUAGAGAAGCAAGAGAUUGCAUAUAGGUUAAUCACCCACAUUCUAGACAAAGUCCAAAUUGAGGAUUCCAAGUUAUUGGAGCAGGUGAGAUUACUGGCAAGGAAGCAAGUCCAAUCUAUGCCUGCAUUUUUGAAGAUAAGAAAGCGGGACUGGAAUGAACAGGGUCCAACUUUGAAAGCCAGAAUAAAUGCAAAACUAUCAGUUUAUCAAGCCAUCACAAGAUUGAAGAUGAAGAGCUUAUCAUCUCUUGAUUUGGAUGGUAAAGCUGUAAAGAAAUUUUGGCUUGAGACUCUUGUAUUAUUCACCGACGCAGCUGAGGCAUGUUUACUAUCUGUCUGGAGAAAAUUGAGAAUGUGUGAAGAUCUAUUUAGUGCUUUGCUUACUGGGAUGACUCAAAUUGCUGUCACUAAGGGUGGACAGCAGCUACGAGUUUUGCUCAUUCGCCUCAAGCUCCUUGUGCUGACUGCAUGUGCUCAGCAGGCUGAUGCAUGGGCCAGUAGCCCUGGAGCCAUGGCGGAGAGUGUCAUGAAGGCAAGUUGUGAAGUGAUCGAAUUUGGCUGGAGCAAGGACCGGGCUCCUAUAGACACUUUUAUCAUGGGAUUAGCAGCAAGUGUUCGGGAAAGGAACGACUAUGAUGAACAGGAUGGAAAGGAGAAGCAGGGAGUUCCUGUUGUGCAACUUAACCUAAUACGCUUACUAGCAGAUUUGAGUGUUGCUAUUAGCAAAUCAGAAGUUGUGGAUAUGAUACUGCCGCUUUUUAUUGAAAGUUUAGAAGAGGGCGAUGCUUCAACUCCUGGUUUAUUGCGGAUUCGUCUACUUGAUGCUGUGUCUCACAUAGCGAGUUUAGGUUUUGAGAAGUCAUUUCGUGAGACUGUGGUUUUGAUGACAAGAAGCUACUUGAACAAGCUUGCAAGUUUAGGGUCUGCUGAAAGCAAAACAUUGGCCUCAGAAGCCACUAUAGAACGUGUUGAGACUCUUCCUGCUGGGUUUCUUCUGAUUGCCAGCCGUCUUACAAGUAGUAAAUUGCGUUCAGAUUACCGUCACCGUCUGCUAUCUUUGUGCUCAGAUGUAGGCUUGGCGGCAGAGAGCAAAAGUGGAAGGAGUGGAGCAGAUUUUUUGGGUCCUCUACUUCCUGCUGUUGCUGAGAUAUGUACUGACUUCAAUCCAUCGACAAAUGUGGAGCCAUCUCUUUUGAAGUUAUUUCGGAACUUGUGGUUCUACAUAGCUCUUUUUGGUCUAGCACCUCCCCUGCAAAAUAUUCAAAUGCCCAGUAAACCAAUGUCUAGUACAUUGAAUAGUGUUGGAAGCAUAAGUUCAAUACCUCUACAGGCUGUGGGUGGACCAUACAUGUGGAAUGCACAGUGGUCUGCUGCUGUCCAGAAAAUUGCUCAAGGAACUCCUCCCCUUGUGGUUAGCUCUGUGAAAUGGCUUGAAGAUGAGUUGGAACUUAAUGCUCUCCACAACCCUGGUAGUCGUAGAGGGAGUGGCAAUGAGAAAGCUGCUGUAACCCACAGGGCUGCUCUCUCUGCUGCUUUGGGAGGGCGAGUAGAUGUUGGAGGAAUGAGCACGAUUUCAGGUGUAAAGGCCACAUAUCUUCUUGCUGUAGCUUUUUUAGAAAUCAUACGUUUUAGUAGCAAUGGUGGCAUUCUCAAUGGAAGUGAAACCUCGACCUCUUCUACAAGUGCAUUCCGUUGUGUCUUUGAAUACCUGAAAACACCAAAUCUUAUGCCCGCAGUCUCCCAGUGUCUGACAGCAAUUGUCCAUCGGGCAUUUGAAACAGCAGUGUCAUGGCUGGAAGAUCGGAUAUCUGACACAGGCCUUGGGGCAGUGACACGAGAUUCUACACUUUGUGUGCAUGCCUGUUUUCUCAUAAAAUGUAUGUCUGAGAGGGAGGAGUGCAUUCGAGAGAUUGCUGUCAACUUGUUAAUUCAGCUUAGAGACAAGUUUCCACAGGUUCUCUGGAAUUCGUCUUGUCUAGAUUCCCUGUUAUUUUCUGUUGAUGAUGGCUCAUCCUCUGCUCUUGUGAAUGAUCCUGCAUGGAUAGCAGCAGUUCGGUCGUUGUACGAACGAGUUGUUCGGGAGUGGAUCAUUAAAUCUCUUUCAUAUGCUCCAUGUACUACUCAGGGCCUUCUUCAGGAGAGGCUUUGUAAAGCAAAUUCAUGGCAGAUAUCAAGGCCUGCAACUGAUGUUAUAUCUCUUUUAUCUGAGAUAAGGAUUGGAACGGGUAAGAAUGACUGUUGGACUGGCAUACGAACUGCAAACAUCCCUUCAGUCAUGGCAGCUGCUGCAGCAGCAUCUGGUGCAAACUUGAAGUUGACUGAACCCUUCAAUUUCGAGGUACUCAGUACUGGCAUAGUCAGUGCAACAGCAAAGUGCAAUCAUGCAGGGGAAAUCACUGGCAUGAGAAAUUUAUUUAAUAGCAUUGGUGGAUUUCAAACGGGCAAUGCAGCUCAAGGUUUUGGAUUGGGCAUUGGGAUUCAGAGGUUGAAGUCAGGAGUGUUUACUCAGCAGAUGUCGGCUGAGAGUGAUUCAUUUGACAAGGUAGUACUUACAAAAUUCAUUCAGCAACUGCAGCAAUUUGUAAAUGUUGCUGAGAAAGGUGGGGAAGUGGACAAGACCUUGUUUCGCCAAAUUUGUUCACAGGCAACAGCCUUCCUAUUGUCAAAUAUGGAUCUUGACUCAAAAUCAAACAUAGAUGGUUUCUCUCAACUUUUGCGCCUUCUCUGCUGGUGUCCUGCAUAUAUCUCAACUGCUAAUGCCAUGGAGACUGGUGUUUAUAUUUGGACUUGGUUGGUGUCUGCUGCACCUAAACUGGGAUCACUUGUUUUAGCAGAGCUUGUUGAUGCAUGGUUGUGGACAAUUGAUACGAAACGUGCUUUUGCAUAUGAAGAGAGGUACAGUGGACCUGCUGCCAGACUUAGGCCGCACCUUGCACCAGGGGAACCUGUAGCACAGCCUGAAAGCGAUCCUGUUGAGCAGAUUGUUGCUCAUAGACUGUGGCUUGGAUUUUUUCUUGACCGCUUUGAGGUUAUUCGCCACAGCAAUGUGGAACAGCUCUUGCUCCUUGGUCGGAUGUUGCAAGGAACUACAAAGCUUCCAUGGAACUUUUCACGACAUCCCGCAGCCACUGGUACUUUCUUCACGGUCAUGCUUCUUGGGCUCAAGUUCUGCUCGUGCCAGUCUCAGGGUAAUCUAUUUAAGUUUAGAGCAGGACUUCAGUUACUAGAAGACCGGAUUUUCAGGGCUUCUCUGGGAUGGUUUGCUUAUGAGCCCGAAUGGUAUGAAAUGAAGGAUUUGAAUUUUGCCCAGAGCGAGGCUCAAUCUGUAUCCAUAUUUGUUCACUACUUACAGAACGAGCGAGUAGAUUCUCCUCAAUCUGACUUAAAGGGAUCGGGACGUGAAAAUGGGAGCUCUUUAUUCAAUGAGAAUAACAAAUACCAUCCUGUCUGGGGUGCCAUGGACAAUUAUGCUGUUGGAAGAGAGAAGAGAAAGCAGCUCCUUCUGAUGUUAUGUCAACAUGAGACUGACAGGCUUGAAGUUUGGGCACAACCCACUAACUCAAAGGAAGUUGGUUUUCGGCUCAAGAUAAGCUCUGAUAGAUGGAUUGAAUAUGCAAGAACUGCAUUCUCUGUGGAUCCUCGUAUUGCUUUGUCUUUAGUCUCAAGAUUCAGGACAAACCCUCAUUUGAAGGCAGAAGUAACUCAGCUGAUUCAGUCACAUAUAUUAGAUGUGCGGACCUUACCUGAAGCAUUGCCAUAUUUUGUCACACCGAAGGCAGUUGAUGAAAAUUCAGUGCUGUUGCAACAAUUACCCCAUUGGGCUGCUUGUUCAAUUACACAAGCUCUUGAGUUUCUUACUCCUGCGUAUAAGGGUCAUCCACGUGUCAUGGCCUAUGUUCUCAGAGUUCUGGAGUCCUACCCCCCCGAGAGAGUGACAUUCUUCAUGCCGCAGCUGGUUCAGGCACUGCGAUAUGAUGAAGGGCGAUUAGUGGAGGGAUAUCUACUGAGAGCUGCUCAGAGAAGCGAUGUUUUUGCCCAUAUAUUAAUAUGGCAUCUGCAGGGUGAGACCUGUGCAUCAGAGCCAGGGAAAGAAACCGUUAUUUCUGUGAAGAAUAAUAACUUCCAAGCGAUGUUGCCGGUUGUGAAGGAGCAUAUAAUUGAUGGUUUCACUCCUAAGGCCCUUGAUUUAUUUAAAAGAGAGUUUGAUUUCUUUGACAAAGUUACAUCUAUCUCCGGUGUACUCUUUCCGCUACCCAAGGAAGAGCGUAGAGCUGGCAUCCGGAGGGAGUUGGAGAAAAUUGAAAGAGGAGAUGACCUCUAUUUACCAACUGCUCCUAAUAAACUUGUCAGAGGUAUUCGGGUGGACAGUGGAAUACCUCUACAAUCGGCGGCAAAAGUUCCUAUCAUGAUCACCUUCAAUGUGGUUGAUCGUGAGGGCGCGAAUGAUAUAAAGCCUCAAGCUUGUAUAUUUAAGGUUGGAGACGAUUGCCGGCAAGAUGUCCUUGCUCUUCAAGUGAUAUCACUUCUUCGAGACAUAUUUGAAGCAGUAGGGCUUAACCUAUAUCUCUUCCCUUAUGGUGUUCUCCCGACUGGCCCAGAAAGAGGAAUCAUUGAGGUUGUGCCCAACACUCGUAGCAGGAGUCAAAUGGGUGAAACAACUGAUGGGGGUUUAUACGAAAUAUUCCAACAGGACUAUGGGCCUGUUGGUUCACCCAGUUUUGAAGCUGCACGUGAAAAUUUCAUCAUUAGUAGUGCUGGUUAUGCAGUUGCUAGUCUUCUGCUUCAACCAAAAGAUAGGCACAAUGGCAAUCUUCUUUUUGACAACAUGGGAAGGCUUGUCCAUAUCGAUUUUGGCUUCAUCCUAGAAACAUCACCAGGUGGAAAUAUGCGUUUUGAAAGUGCACACUUUAAACUGAGUCAUGAAAUGACUCAACUACUUGACCCCUCUGGAGUCAUGAAGAGUGAGACUUGGAAUCGCUUCGUGAGAUUGUGUGUGAAGGGCUAUCUUGCUGCUCGUCGUCACAUGGAUGGUAUCAUCAACACGGUGUUAUUAAUGGUUGACAGCGGAUUGCCUUGUUUUAGCCGUGGCGACCCCAUCGGCAAUCUGCGGAAAAGAUUUCAUCCUGAAAUGAGUGAGCGUGAGGCGGCGAAUUUCAUGAUCCGCACUUGCACGGACGCGUACAACAAAUGGACUACUGCCGGAUAUGACCUAAUACAGUAUCUACAGCAAGGCAUAGAGAAAUGAUUUUUUUAUUAACCCUCUUUUUCUCUUUCCUCUUCGAUUCUUAGUGAAGCUUGUGUCUUCCUCUGUAAAUUAACGCUUCUACUUCAUAGGAAUCAUUUUAUAGUCGCGAUUGUGACAGGGAACCCCCGCUUACAUUUAACGGGAAAAUCCGUGUGAUCUCUCAUGUGCAAUUUGAGUUGUUGACGACCAUGGGGGUUUCCGAUGAGGUUUUCAGACAGGCUGUCCUCACAUUGUAUUUGUGUAAAGAUGCUGAGCUUAUAUUUAUAUAUCGUUGGUUUGAUUGGCACUUCGA
Messenger RNA from Eucalyptus grandis, 6705 nucleotides. RefSeq names its product phosphatidylinositol 4-kinase alpha 1-like. Gene Ontology annotation, biological process: phosphatidylinositol phosphate biosynthetic process; phosphatidylinositol-mediated signaling. Lineage: Eukaryota; Viridiplantae; Streptophyta; Magnoliopsida; Myrtales; Myrtaceae. Gene Ontology annotation, molecular function: 1-phosphatidylinositol 4-kinase activity. Gene Ontology annotation, cellular component: cytoplasm; plasma membrane. The record is from RefSeq and is a predicted model, not a curated record.